Molecule: messenger RNA, 4506 nt
Organism: Zootoca vivipara (common lizard)
Lineage: Eukaryota; Metazoa; Chordata; Lepidosauria; Squamata; Lacertidae
Gene: SCEL
Product: sciellin
Biological process (GO): epidermis development
Cellular component (GO): cytoplasm
Source: RefSeq, a predicted model, not a curated record
CUGUAACAAAAAUGUAUUGUUAUCAUUAGCAACCUGUAUGUUUUUUUGCUGUCUGCUGCUGCAAUCUGUCUCUGCAUCACAGGAGAGAAUGGAGCAGAGUACAAAAAUAUGCCAGUGGAUUUUAACUGAUUUGGUAUUUGUGCAAGGUGAACUCCCUCUUCUGCGCCUCCUUUCUCCUCCCUGAAUGAGUCAGCCUCUGGUAGAGAAGCCUCCAAGCUGUUAAGACUCUCAGAUGGAGGACGAUCCUGCUCUUCAGUAAACUGAACUGCAUAACAGAGACCACUGGGUGCCGGGUUCUGGACCUUUUCAUUCAUGGUUUGAAGAGUGCACCGUAAAGAAAACACCUCUGAACAAAAUGACAACCUUCACUGUGGGAAAACCGUCCCCUAACAAAAGUGAUACGAAGAAUGCUUCCAUUGCAAUGAAGAGUAGACAGCAAGUUAUUAAUGAGGUCAACAAGAAGAGGACCCUGUUACAAGAUAACAGCUGGAUAAAGAAAAGACCUGAGGAGGAAAACGCUGAUGAAAACUAUGGCAGAGUGGUCCUUAAUCAAUACAAAUCACAAGAUGGUUUACACAGGAGCACAGAUGAAAAGGAUGAUCAAAAAGCUUUGCUUAGCCGAUAUAGAUCUGAUACAGCUUUAGACAGGAUUCCUGGCAACAGUGAUGCUGACAAAGCAAAUAAGCUUCCCACCUUGGAUGGCAAGCCAAGUAGCAGGAAGGAGCUUGAUGCAACUAUCAACACUGGCAACGCCACAUCACCUGUGAAGAAGAAAAGGCAGUCAUGGAUGCCUCCCCCAGUUUCCAGUCAGAAGGUCACCAUAGAUAAUGAACAACACAAAAGGCAUUCCUGGGCCUCACAAAAUACAACUACAGCUGUAGCCACCAAUAACAAACCAGUUUCAACUACUUCAAACAAAGGAGGAGGACCAAAGAUGACUAUCUAUUCAUCGGAACCAAUUACAUCUCCGAGGUCAAAUGCUGCUGUGAGUGAUCCAGCCAGAACUAGGCAGAUAUGCCCAGCAAAACCCAGUGAACCAGAUGCUAACAAAACCAUGACAAAAGAGAGAGCUGGGAGAGGCCAAGAACUGGAUGAUCUCAUUGAUGUCAAAACCAAAGGCAAUAAGAGUAACCAGGGAAGUCAAGAGCUGGACAAUCUCAUCCAAGUCAAAACUAAAAGUGAUAAAGGUGAUAAAGGACACCAAGAUCUUGAUGAUUUCAUCAAAGUGAACCGUACAUCUAAUGGACAUACCAAGGGAGAAAGAGACCUCGAUGACCUCAUCACUGUAAAUAACACUGCACAGAAAAACAAAAGAAGCCAAGAACUAGAUGAUCUCAUUGUAGUAAAAUCAUAUCCUGUGGAUCAAAACAAAAAGUGGGCACCAGAGCAAGACCACGAAUCUGCCAGUAUUCCAGGUGAUCCGUCAGAAAUGAACCAUUUAUACCAGGACACAAGAGGAUCCAGCUGUAUUGCCUCGAGCAGUUACUCAAGUCCAAAGGACACAAUUGUGUACACAAGGACAUAUGAGAAUAGAUUUCCCCAUGAUGCUUAUGAAGACAACAUCCCUGGAAAAUCUAUCAAAACUGUUUACUCUACUUCUGAUAGGGCCGUUAUUGAAAAAGAAAUGUGCACUUACUGCCGGAAGCCCUUGGGCACAGACACAAAGAUGAUUCUUGAUGCCUUGCAGAUUUGCUGUCAUGCAACUUGCUUCAAGUGCGAAAUCUGCAAAGCACCUUUGGAAAACGUGAAGGCGGGAGAUAGCAUUUGGAUUUACAAGAACACGGUGCAUUGUGAACCAUGCUAUUCCACAGUUAAAUCAUCAUGGGCCUACUAAUUUUGACUGAAGACAGUUCAGGUCGAUGGAUCAGCAGCAUGCGUUUAUCUUUGAAAAUCAUAUGCUUUUUUAGGAUAAGUAAAGAACUCCAAGAAUAAUAAAAAAUGGUAGACAUUUGAAGAUGUGAAAAAUGAAACUAUAACACUGCUUCUAGAAAGAAGGAAGCGCAUGAUGGCUUCUGCCUAGAAUUUGUGUGUGUGCAUUAUCAGUAAGAAAACAACAUCUAAGAUUGCAGUCGUGUGUCUGCUUACUUAGGAGCGAGUCUCACUGAGAAUAGUACAACUUAUUUUUCUGAGUAAACAAGCAUAGGAUUGUAGUGAAAGCAUAUCUUGGCUAUUCUUGACUGAGGUUCCACUGGUUCCUGCUCAUUCUGAAACAAUUCACACACCCGUGCUUAUAAGCCAAAUACUUGUGUCUGUGAAUGAGUUGUCAUAGAUCUAAGACAUCUCAGCUUAGUGGUUCCAGUCCAGAUAACGUGAGUUGUGUUUUUUAAGUCCCAUGGGAAUCAAUGGGUCAGAACCAAAAUCAUGAGAGUUACCACAUAAAGGCUUCCUCUACUCCCUUUCAUUAUUUUACUGCUACACUGGAAGUAAUAGCAGCAGCACUAGGUGAGGCAGAAGGUAUAAUAUUGUUUGGUUAUCUGUGUGUGAGUGGCACUCUUUCAAUUAUGUCCAAACCCUGCUGCCAAAGCCAACCAUCUUAUUCGGCCUAAAGGCAACUUGGACAGGUCUGCAUGUUGUCCUCCUGCAGUUCCCAGGCAAUUAAAAGAAAUGUAAAUAAAGCAAUGAUGGAUUGAUCAUGGGACAGAUUGGGGACAUCCACAGAAUUCUACCAUGCAACCACAUCCUCUCCCCAGACACACAGAGGAGGAGACAGUGGUCAUGUCAACACAGUCUGCAGCAUCACAAGCUAGAGCAGGGGUUAGCAAGCUAUUUUCUGUCCAGGGGCACAGUCACUCAGAGGUAAUCUGUGGGGGGAGGUCACAUUCCUGCAGUGAGCAUGGACAGAACCAAUGAUGGGCAGAGAGAGACAAAAAUGCCCUGGGUUAACUAAUCAAGAAUAAAGACUGCUCUGCUUCUGUGGCUGUCUCAGAAUUCCCAAUCCUAUUCCGCUCUACUCAGAAGUAAGCUCCACUGAGUUUGAUGGGGUUACUUUCAAAUGAGUACAGAAUUAUUUUAUUAUUAUUAUUAUUAUUCAACACAGUAAUUGAUACAGCUUCUAUUCUGGAAAGCAAGUGAAAGUAAUUCCUUUUUGACAUGAGUGCACUAUGAACAAACCCAUGGCAGUAGGGGAGGGGAGGUCUUUUCCUUAAGCCAUACAACCAGGACAAACCUUUUUUUAAGGCAUCAAUUUAUUCCUAUCAAAUGAUUUCCCCCUUCCAAUUGUACUGAACCUGCAAUGAAAGGAAUCAGGAGGAAACGUUUUUUUAAAAAAAAAUCAGGGAAAGUAAGAAGGAAACAAACAAACAGGAAGGAAGUCUAAUGGGAUGGCAGAAGGGGUCGAUUUCAGGAAGUGAUGGAGUGCACAAAAUGAGGUUGGGGGUUGUAGGUUGUUCACUGUGGGAUAGAGGUCUUCCAGUAAUCACUGGGCUGAGUAGGCAAUGAAUGAGUUGUGCUUUAGGCAGGACCUCUGCAUGGAGUGAUAUGGCAGGUGAAAUAAAUGCUAACGUGAGCUAAGCAGCAGCAGGGACUGGACACCCUGAUGGAUACAUACAUAUAUUUGGCUUGGAAAGUUUCAGCCUAUCUCCAUUAAAAUCUACUGUGGAUACAAUGAUCCUGCAAACACUCAUCCUCCAGCAUAUGAGAGAGAAAUAUUCUAAGGAUUGGGACUCAACUUGCACUGUGUUUUAAAACUCAUGGAUUUACAAUUGUAUAGAAUUAUAAACAUGAAUUCUUUUCUCUCUCUACCUCGCUUUCUUUAAUCUUAGUGCAUGCAAGCAGCUUCACUAGUGAUAACAGUAGAGAAAGUUCACUGUUAUGUAGAAAUUAUUAAAAUUAAAGAUAUAAAAGAUUUAAAAAAAUAAGAUCCUGGUUGAAUCCAGACAUUCUGAGAUAAACCAUGGUUGUGAUUAGAACGAAGGUGACUGUAUGCUCUUGCUUCCAUUUUUUAUUACGUGCGGCUUGUUUCAUGUGAACCAGACAGAUUGCCAUGGACCCUAACUAUUGUUUGUUUGAAACAAGCCAAAUAAAUAGCAUGGGCUAUGGAACUGGCUUUCCUUCACAGGCCAUAGUUAAAAUUAACCAAAGUUUAGGGUUUGGACACAGAACGCUAAACUGUGGUGGUUCCAAAAAUGGAAGUAAAGUUAUCCAGUUUCUCCAUGAUUGUGGAAGUGUGUGAGCUUGAGGUUUAUUGCGAUGCAGCCAUUAAAAUUACAAUUUAGUGCAUAGUAAAGCCUGUUAGUUCACAUACAAUCCUAACAAUAAUCCACAUAGAAUAGUGUUUCAGUGACAUUGGAAAAAGAAGUGGUUGUACAGUUAUUUUAUUUGUUGCUUGUCUCUCAUACCAAUGUUGUUUGAAAUUGAUUUCUCCCCCCCCCCCCCCGAAUCUUUCCAAUAAAGAUUACUAAAGAUCAAGUGUGACUAGGGAAUAAUAUAUUUUUCAAAGGAAGCACCGAAUUUCAAAGUAUGUACAUAACAGACUGCUCUGGGGAGAUUUCUCAGCAGUGGGAGGGA